AUGUUGUCCAAGUUGCCUGAAUGGCUAGUUAUAAGGUGGAACAGAAUUGCAGCCACAUCGAAGGAAGAACUCAAGGUGUUCCCCUCCUUUAAGCAGUUUGUUGACUUUGUUUCGAAGGAAGCAAAGAUAGCUUCGGACCCAGUUACUUCUGUCUUUUACGUCAAGGGUAAUCUUAGUUCUGCUAGUGACAAGAAUCACCCUAGCUCUCUACAUGGUGACAAACUUACCCAGAGUGAUUCCAGGAAGACUGGCAGCGAAAAUGGUAAUGGUGACGUCAACAAGGAGAACACAGUUACAGGUACACUUGUACAGGCUGGACACUCAGGUGCUGCGUUCUUAAGCAACAUAGGCCAGAUCAGUAAGUGUUCAAUGAUUCUACCUGUGUUUGUAUCGCAUUGCGACAAUCCUGAUAGGGAUGUUCUUGUAUAUGCUUUAUUGGACACUCAGUCAGAUACCACCUUUUUGUUAGAUGGUACACGCAGUGCUUUGGAUCUUUCUGGGGUUGAUGUUAAAUUGUCACUAUCGACUCUGCAUGCCGAGAACAAAAUAGUGAACAGUCAAAAGUUGAGGGGUCUACAAGUUAGAGGUUUCUAUGACUAUACCCGUAUAACCUUACCUGAUACCUAUACAAGGGAGAUAAUGCCAGCCAAUCGUGCACACAUUCCAACACCCGAGCAUGCUAAGUUCUGGCCACACUUAAAAUGCAUUUCUGACUGCUUACCACCUCUGCAAGAGGCAGAGAUAGGUUUGUUGAUUCGUUAUAAUUGCCCACAAGCUCUAGUCCCUCGGGAAGUUAUAACUCCUGUUGGUAAUGGUCCUUUCGCUCAAAAGACAGAUUUGGGAUGGACAAUAGUUGGAACAAUUGAUUUAAACUGCGUUGAAGAUGACUCAAUCGGCUCGAGUCACCGUGUUCUCUGUUGCGAAGUUCCUUUGGCUCUAUCAGUAAGUGAUAGUCAGAAAGAAGUUGUCCUGUUCUCACUGCGUACUAAAGUCAAGGAGGUUGUGUCCAGUGACAUUUUGCGCAUACUUGACCGUGAGUUUUGCGAUUCUGGGGAAAUGUGCAACAAACUGUCUCAGGAAGAUCAGCUCUUUGUGUCGAAGCUGUCCAAAGGUAUCUGUUUUCAGGAUGAUCAUUAUGUUAUGCCACUUCCCUUUAAGGGAGCUGAACCAGUUCUUCCGAAUAACAAGUCCAUGGCUUUGAAAAGGGUGAAAUCUCUGAGACAAAGACUGAAAAGAGACUCAACAUUCUGUCAACACUACUCCCAAUUUAUGAAGGAGCUGAUUAGUAAUGGCCAUGCUGAAAGGGUCCCCGAGUUAGAUCUUAAUUCGAAUAAGACCACUUGGUUUAUUCCACAUCAUGGAGUGUAUCACCCUCAGAAACGUGAUAAAAUUCGGGUGGUUUUUGAUUGCAGCGCAACGUUUGAAGGCGAAAGCUUGAAUGCACAUCUACUCCAAGGCCCUGACUUGACCAAUAAACUUGUGGGAGUCCUUUGCAGGUUCAGAAAGGAGCCGGUGGCUUUGAUGUGUGAUGUUGAAAAAAUGUUUCACCAAUUCAAGGUUUGUAAGGCCCAUAGAGAUUAUCUUAGGUUUCUUUGGUGGGAGGAUGAUGACUUUGAAAGGUUCCCUACAGAAUUUAGAAUGACUGUGCAUUUAUUUGGAGCAACUUCCUCCCCAGGUUGUGCUAACUUUGGAAUGAAGAAGAUGGCUUCCGACAAUGAAGAACAGUUUGGGUCUGACAUAGCUGACUUCAUAAGGCAUGAUUUUUAUGUUGAUGAUGGGUUGAGGUCUUAUCUUCUGUUCCUGAAGCUGUCAAUUUGGUUAAGAAGAGUACUGAGUUAUGCAGUUGUGAUACAGUCCCUUCCUUCUGAAGCUCGAGCUAAAGAUCUCAAAAAUGUUGACCUGAUUGGUGAUAACUUACCUGUUCAGAGAACCUUGGGAGUCCUUUGGUGCUUAGACUCUGAUACAGUUCAGUAUGAGAUGGUCUCAAACAAUCGCCCUCUCACAAGAAGGGGUAUCUUAUCUACAGUCAGUUCGAUAUACGAUCCUCUUGGUUUUAUAUCUCCAGUGGCUUUAUCCGGAAAGCAAAUUCUGCAGCAGAUGUGUGCAGACCAGGUGGGUUGGGAUGACCCCUUACCAGAAAGUCUAAAUGGCAAGUGGGUGAUGUGGUGCGCUGACCUGAAGAAUCUUACUCUUUUGAAGUUUCCAAGAUGUGUUAAGCCUGAAGGUUUUGGCAAAAUUAGAAUUACUGAGAUGCAUCAUUUUUCCAAUGCAAGUAGCUAUGGGUAUGGGCAGUGCUCCUAUAUUCGUUUGGUGAAUGAUGUUGGCCAGGUGCAUUGUGCGUUAUUAAUGGGCAAAUCUCCUGUUGUACCUUUAAGACCCAUCACAAUACCACAUCUUGAAUUGACAGCAGCUGUGUUAGUUCAGCAAAUCAAGGAGCAUACAAACCCUAACCAAUGGAAUUAUGUUGCCUCUGGUGAAAAUCCUGCGGAUUUGGCUUCUCGAGGUGCAUCUGUAGCAGAGCUAGCUAAGACCCCUAUGUGGCUCAAUGGUCCAGAAUUUCUCUGGAAGCAGGAUGCAAUUUCAGCAAAUACCGGUGCACAGUUUUCAGUAUGUCCUGAUGACCCAGAGUUAAAACAUGUUCAGGCAUUUUUGUCAAAUGCAAAACCACCCUGCUUCAGUUCAUUGUUGGAACGGCUUGAGUACUUCUCUGAUUGGCACAGGUGUAAACGAGCGGUAGCAUUGGUGCUUAGGUACAAGGGAAAAUUGUUGCAAAAAUCAGGGAAGUUGCAAACUACUGGUGUGGAGAAACGUUCAUUACAUUACAGUCCCAUUACUGUAAAUGAACUACAGAAGGCCGAGACUGAAAUCUUUAAGGCUGUCCAGUUGUAUGAUUUCAAGGGUGAGAUUGAUACACUUAAAACUAUAAAUAUAGUUAGAGUUUCUAAUGACAGGGCAGAACAGUCAUUAAGAACUAAGUCCCUAAAGGGAAGAUCAAACCUGUGUUCCUUAGAUCCGUUUCUUGACAAAAAUGGCUUAAUUUGUGUAGGUGGUCGUGUUCAACAUGCCGAAAUGUCAGAUCUGGUGAAGUUUCCAGUUGUACUUCCUAGAAAGGGUCAUAUAACAGAGCUUGUUACACGGCAUUAUCAUGACAAGGUUCAACAUCAGGGUCGCGGAAUGACCACAAAUGUUAUUCGGAAUAAUGGACUCUGGAUUAUUGGUUGUAGUUUGGCAGUUUCUCAUGUGAUUUUGAAAUGUGUUGUUUGUCGUAAGUUACGGUGUUCCUUUGAAGGUCAAAAAAUGGCCGACUUGCCAUCUGACCGUCUAGAACCAUCUCCCCCAUUCACGUAUUGCGCAGUAGACUAUUUUGGUCCAUUUUAUGUUAAGGAAGGGCGAAAGGAAAUGAAGCGCUAUGGGGUUAUGUUCACUUGUCUAACUUGCAGGGCAGUUCACGUUGAAACGGCUACGUCCUUAGAAACUGAUUCAUUCAUAAACUGUUUAAGACGGUUCAUUACAAUUAGGGGUCCGAUUCGUCAGCUUCGUUCUGACAGAGGCACUAACUUUAUAGGUGCUAAAAAUGAAUCAAAGAGCUCACUUGCAGAAUUACCAGUAGAUAACGACCAAAUAAAACAGUUCUUAUUAAGGGAAGGUUGUGAUUGGUUCGAAUGGAAAAUGAAUGUCCCUGCUGCUAGCCACAUGGGAGGUGUGUGGGAGCGUCAGAUUCGUUCUGUAAGAAGUGUCCUAGCCACGCUGUUACAUACACAUGGCAAUUCGUUAGAUGAUGACAGCUUAAGAACAUUUUUGUACGAGGCUGCAUCGAUAGUCAAUAGUUGUCCGCUCACUGUCGCAAAUGUAAAUGACCCAUUAUCUGUCACACCAUUGACGCCCAAUCAUUUGCUCACUAUGAAAACUACUAUUAUUCUUCCUCCACCAGGUAACUUUCAGACAAAUGAUAUGAAUUGCAAGCAUCGAUGGCGUAGAGUUCAGUUUUUACUGAAUCAGUUCUGGACCAGAUGGAGGAACGAAUAUCUACAAAACUUGCAGAUGAAACCACCCAGCCGGAAAAAACGUCGACGACAUCUACAUGCACGUGCUGUUCAACAGCUAAGAAUAACAAGAACCGUCUCAGAAGACAGCAUGCCCGACCAUUUCGAUGCUUGA
Molecule: messenger RNA, 4158 nt
Organism: Mercenaria mercenaria
Lineage: Eukaryota; Metazoa; Mollusca; Bivalvia; Venerida; Veneridae
Exons: 5
Coding region: 1-4158 (1385 amino acids)
Biological process (GO): DNA integration
Molecular function (GO): nucleic acid binding
Source: RefSeq, a predicted model, not a curated record